AUGCAUUUCCUUGUGCUAGGAGCCACAGGAGCCAUCGGAAGCCAAUUUUGCGCCCUUGCGCUGAACAAAGGACAUCGCCUAAGUCUACUAGUCCGCAAUCCCAGCAACCUGCCACAAACCCUCGUACAAAGUCCAGUCGUGGAGGUCAUUGAAGGCACUCUAGAGAAGGAAACAGUUCUGGACCGUGCCGCGAGCUGUGGUGCCAGCAUCUUUGUCUCAUUCGCUGGACCUUCGAUCGGGACGAAGGGAGCGCCCCUGACAUUAGGGUAUAAAGCCUUAGUUCCAAAGCUGAUAGACCACGACUUCAAGCGCAUUCUCAUCCUGUGCACUCCGUCCUACCACGACCCCCUGGAUACUAUAACGUUCAAAUGGUGGCUGGGGGCAUGUUUUAUGAGCCUAUUCAGCGCUGGGCAGUAUCGAGAGAUGGUCGGCGUAGGGGGGUAUAUAGCGUCAUUGUCUGUUGACAAGACUGUGCAGUGGACCUUGUUCCGGGUUGGUGGACUGACAGACGCAGAAGAGGCACCGGUCAAGGCGACAUUCCUGGGAAGCGGUGAUGAUGGCACAUGGAUCAGUCGGCAGAGUGUUGCAACGUGGGUCCUAGAUGAAAUUGAUCGGGAAAGAUGGCUUGGGAAGGCGCCUUAUAUCUGCGUGCCCAUACUAAAUCCCGUCACGGCUGCGAGCGAUGCAAAAGACGCAGAAUCAAAUGCGAUGAAGCUGGCCCUCCUUGCGGCCACUGCGCCGCCCGAAAAGCCGAUUGUCGACCCGGCGUUGGCAUCUGAGGCAUCGCAUAGCACAUUGCCUACCGUGCCCAAAGGGCGCAUGAGAGAGCUACAGUUGAUGCAUGUCUGGUCCAUGAAAACCUGCCACAGCUUUUCCUCGAACCUUAGCGGUGUCUUCCAAUCCUUCGUGGUGGAACAGGCUUUCCACUAUCCGUUUCUCAUGGACUCACUGCUGGCACUGACUGCACUACACAUAGCCAGUGGAACUAGCAGCCACAACGACAACAAAGUGAACAAUAAUCAUGGUCCCCUGAACUCAGCCAUUGUCUCAGAGUACAUCGAUGAUGCACUUCAUUACCAAAACAGUGCCGUUCCUGCUUUUUGCGCUACACUAGAGAACACCUCACCAUCAAAUUGCGAUGCCCUUUUCGCAUGCUCAGUGAUCAUGAUGGCUGGCGCAGUUGUUGCUCCUUUCAUUGACAGCCGUCGCGGAAACGCGAUAGAGAAGUUAACUUCUCCAUUCCAUUUCAUCAAGGGGAUACAUUCUGUCAUUGAUAAAUCCCGGCCAUGGCUGGCCCAGGGGCCCUUUCAAUUUGCAAUCUUAACGCAUUCUGAUGAUGAAUGGCAGUCAUUCCAGCAAGAUAGCGAGGUCUUUAAUCGAUUGCGCAAACUAUGUUUCCAUAAAGAUCCGGCUAUACGGAACAUCCUUGACCGUGCCAUCACACUCUUAGGAAACUGCUUUGCGAAAGGCGAAACGAUGUCGAUUCCGUGGAUCGUGGUUGUUGGGGAGGAUUUCGUGGAUCUCGUACAACAAGAGGAACCCAUGGCCUUAUUGAUAUACAUGUAUUGGGGUGUCUUGCUUAGUCGUUUGAAGGACGUUUGGUGGGCAACACUAGCAGGGAGGAGAAUUGCAGGGGGUUUGGCAAAGGAACUCGCCCGGAACAAUGAGUGGACUAGAGCUAUACAAUGGGCAACGGAGCAGGUAGGCAUAGGCAAAGAGAACCUAACAUAA
Molecule: messenger RNA, 1731 nt
Organism: Aspergillus pseudotamarii
Lineage: Eukaryota; Fungi; Ascomycota; Eurotiomycetes; Eurotiales; Aspergillaceae
Product: NAD(P)-dependent oxidoreductase
Exons: 5
Coding region: 1-1731 (576 amino acids)
Biological process (GO): regulation of transcription by RNA polymerase II
Molecular function (GO): DNA-binding transcription activator activity, RNA polymerase II-specific
Source: RefSeq, a predicted model, not a curated record